AUGGCCAGCAAGCUUGCUCAGCUCAAGGAAUCACAGCUCAGGAUUGUGCUUGUUGGGAAAACUGGAGUUGGCAAGAGUGCAGCAGGAAACACCAUCUUGAUGAGAAAAGCCUUUAAAUCUACAUUGUCCUCUUCCUCACUGACAUCAUGUUGUCAGAAGCAAACAGCAGAGUUUGGUGGACAAACACUGGAAGUUAUUGAUACUCCAGGUCUGUUUGACACUGGAAGACAACAAGAGGAAGUGGUGACAGAGAUUGGGAGAUGUAUCACAAUGGCUGCUCCUGGUCCUCAUGUGUUCCUGGUUGUGAUCCAGCCAAACAGAUUCACAAAAGAAGAAGAAGAAACAGUGAAAAUCAUUAAGAAGAUGUUUGGAGAACAGGCAGCACGUUACACAAUGGUCUUGUUCACACAUGGAGAUGAUCUGAAGGAGGAAGAAGUCUCCAUGGAUGAAUUUAUUGGUCAAAAUCCAGCUCUUCUUAAUUUCAUCAAGCAGUGUCAUGGAGGAUACCAUGUUUUUGAUAACAGAAACAAGGAUCCUUCUCAGGUCAGUGAGCUGCUGAAGAAGAUCAAUGGAAUGAUUCAGAGAAAUGGAAGAAGAUACUACACCAGUGAAAUGUUCCAAGAGGCUCAGAAGGCCAUAGAGGAAAAAAUCAAAGAACUACAGCAGGAAAAUCAAGAAAUGACAGAUGAAGUCGCAAGAAAAAGUGUAGAGGCUGACGACUCCUUUAUUUCCUCCGUUAUUGCCGCUAUUACUAAAGCUGCUAUUGAGCUCCUCCAGGAAGCUUUAACCAUUGCAACAGAGAAAACUAUAACUGAACUGAAAAACAGGGCAUGCGUUAUUCAGUAA
Scomber japonicus (chub mackerel) is the source of this 846-nucleotide messenger RNA. Its product is annotated as GTPase IMAP family member 9-like. Bases 1 to 846 code for a protein of 281 amino acids. The transcript is spliced from 2 exons. The record is from RefSeq and is a predicted model, not a curated record. NCBI's taxonomy places the organism in Eukaryota, Metazoa, Chordata, Actinopteri, Scombriformes, Scombridae. Gene Ontology annotation, molecular function: GTP binding.